GUAUAAAUGUAAGGCAUGAACGAUGUUAUUAUUUAUAUGAUAAUAGGUAUGCAGGGCAUAAAUGAUGUAAAGUCGCCAUAUGACCUAAAUAGUGUCGUUGUGACUCUUGUUAAGUGCUGUGUGGCGGCCGUAAAAUGUCGCCCCGACUUCAUCUCAGUGUUGUUAUAUUUUCUGGUCCUUCGGGAUCAUUGAUUUCAACUCAUUUAGAUUUGAAGAUUGAAUACUGCUUAAGCCGGUGCUAGUGGGCGUGGGCAGUGUUGCUUUUUCCAUUACUGCCCAUGAACAGACUCAAUCAAACCGAGUCUGCAAUUUUCACUAUUUGCCUUGUUCUCGGUGCUUCCGAGGGAUCUGCUUUCCAGAUUUUAUUAUGAUUGUUUGCAUGAUUGUUAUAGGAUCUUUAUCUAUUUUAGGGUGUCUUGUGUUUGUCAUUUUUAUAAGCAUCGGUAGAACAGAUGGGCUUGACUGUUACACUUGUACCAAUGCUACCCACAUCUCCGAAUGCAAGUCUACAACAACAUGCAAUGCGGGCGAGAUUUGCUUCUCUGAUCAUAUUCAAACACCAAAUGGAAUUUUAUAUUCGUUCGGAUGUCGGCUGGAUACGGAAUGCAAAGCUAUUGUUGCGAAGGGUAAUAACGUCGGGUCUGGGUCCCUAGUUGGUAGGUCAGCAAUGACAGGACCUUGCUUUGAAUGUUGUAAGGAACAACAUUGUAACAGACAACUUUGUAUGCAUUCAUUCUCAGAGAAAGAAUGUUCGGACAGUACGGAAAUACACUGCUCCACUGCUGGAGCUAUGGUUGAAAUGUGUUCUGAUACAGAAAAGGCAAACACGCUGUGUAGAAGAUUUUGCGGCUUGUGUAAUUACGUCAAUGGACACUGGUCAAGUUGGUUUUCAUGGUCAAAUUGUCACGUAACUUGCGGUACUGGACUACAAACACGCGCUCGCAAUUGCACGGAGCCAGCACCUUCAGGCGGAGGUCAUUUUUGUGGGGGACAAUCACUCGAAACACAAGACUGUACAGAGGAACCUUGUCCAAUACAUGGAUCAUGGGCCGGCUGGACACCCUGGGGAAGUUGUAGUGCUACAUGUGGUAUAGGUUUACAGAGAAGGGAUAGAUCAUGCUCGAACCCGUAUCCUGCAAGGUUUGGAGACCAUUGCUACGGAGAUUCGAGAGAUGACAAAAUUUGUCUUACCAAUGCAUGUGCAGACGGUGGUUGGGCGGACUGGACAGUCUGGGGCACCUGCAGUAGAACCUGCGGAGAUGGUAUCAAAACACGUUCAAGGACGUGUGACAAUCCACUACCGUCAAUUCAAGGAAAAUAUUGUCAAGGCGAUCCAUAUCAAGUUGUAACUUGCAGUGUUAAAUCCUGUCCAGAGACAAACGGAGGAUGGGGUACUUGGACUGAGUGGACACAGUGCAGCGCCACAUGUAACACGGGUAUGAGAUCACGUUUAAGGGACUGUGAUAGUCCAGUUCCAUCUGCCGGCGGGCGAUCAUGUCCAGGAAGUCCAUAUGACGGACAAACUUGUGUCAUUAAACCCUGCCCGAGUAAGCUUUCCGCUUUUACUGCAAAAGAGCCGAGUGACGGAUAUUGCAGAAUAUAUUUAUCCCACAAACAUCUUUUUAAUGUAGAUGUGCCUGUAUUAGCUAUUGAUUUCUGUUACAUAUCAUUUAAACACAUUGUAUUGAAUGAGGGAAAUCACUAUAAUAAUGGUAAUUUCACUUGCUUGUAUCCAGGUCUGUAUUAUUUUGAAGCUUAUCUUACUGCAAAAAAUAAAGGGAGUAACACUUUCGCGUGCGAGAUUCAAAAAAAUUCUCACCCUGUAGUCGAUUUUUAUCAAGAAAAUCCAGCAUCAACUAGCGAUGGAACUCUCUCUACAACAGGAUCCACCACCUUGCAUCUUGUUAAGGGAGACGUUGUUAAUGUACGUUGUACACACAGAAGUUAUAAUUUGCACUCUGCCUCAGCGUUCAGUGGAUUCCUCGUUAGUCCGGAUCCCUAGCUGUGUUUCCGUCUUGAGUUGUUGAUAAAGCUUAUUCUGGCGAUGUCUCUUUUUGUUUGCAGAUACAUUUUAUUCCUAAAUUUUGUAUUUUCCACUUCUUUUUUUUUGAAAAUUUGUUCCCAUGUUAUUCUCUAAAUAAUUGUAAAGGCCCUCUAGCAAAAUAAACUAACAGA
Mercenaria mercenaria is the source of this 2175-nucleotide messenger RNA. RefSeq names its product A disintegrin and metalloproteinase with thrombospondin motifs adt-1-like. The transcript has 10 exons. Gene Ontology annotation, molecular function: protein binding. Bases 368 to 2002 code for a protein of 544 amino acids. The record is from RefSeq and is a predicted model, not a curated record. NCBI's taxonomy places the organism in Eukaryota, Metazoa, Mollusca, Bivalvia, Venerida, Veneridae.